AUGGAGCCUCCCCAGCCUACUUUUUCCUUUCUCACGCUCAUCCAUCACUUGGUGAAGCAAUCACAUGAUGAAUUGAAAAGAUGUGUGGUAGAAAUAAAGAAAGGAAUGGAGGCUAAUGAUCAAUCGACUCGGGAAUCAUCGGACAGGGAAGCUUUAAUGAAAAAGCAAAUUUUGUAUCAAUACUUUCAAGAGACUCGGGAGAGGUUCAUCCGAUUGCUUGUAUUGUUGAGAUGGUCAAAGAAAUCAAAGAAGACUCUGGAUAAAUUGAACCAGGUGGCAUCAUCAAUGGAAAUGAAAGCAAACGCGUUCGAUUUGGCUGCCUUUACAUUGUUUUUCACAUCUAAAAAAGUUGCAAGCUUGAUUGAACCAGUAUUUGAUCUUCCUACUGCUAUUGAUGUGCUAACGACUGGAACAUACCCAAGACUUCCGAACAUUAUGCAACAGUUUCGAGGAAAUUUACAAAAUAUACAUGAGGAUUUUACUGUAAAAGACAAAGAAAAGGCUGUUUCCAAACUAACAGAUCUUAUUCGCAUGAAAUUAUUGCAAUGUACAAUACCACCAAAUAUGUUUGUAAAUAAGCUGGAGAAUGGGCAAGUGAAUCUCAUUGCUGAGAAUGAGUUUUCUAUUAUCAUGACAUUAAACCACAAACAAGACUUGAGUGGAGGUUCGGAUGAUGUCAAAUAUUUUUGGCAAAUUAUUUAUUUGGAUUUGCUUGUGAACGAGGUUGGAGUUACUGUGAGUCCUUUAUAUGAUGAGCUUGUUCAUGGAAAACUUGUUCCUGUGUUGCAAAAAAGACUUUAUUUUCUUGAUGAAUCUGAUACAGGUGUCUCUUGUAUGGUUGAUCUUUACAAUACUAUUCAUGCAGUGGUUGUAAGGAUAGCAAUGGAUAUUCUUACAAAACAAGCAAAACAGCUACGAUGGGGAAAUGAUGUUAUUAGUUGUGAUACGUUUAAUGACAAUAUUGAUGAAGAUCUUUCAUUGUCAAUCAAAUAUUGGAUCAAGGCUCCACCCAUGAUAACUUUUAUGGAAAAAUAUACAUCAACCGAACCUGGAGUUGCAGACGAAAAAUCAACCCUACUUAAAGAGAAGAGUGCUAGAAAUGAGAUUAGAAUAUUUGUGGACAGAUCAAAACAAAUUAUUUUUGAUUAUCAACCAAAAUUGAAAUUGAAUUUCUCACCACAAAUUAAUAUGUCAAAGAUUAAUCUAAGCCAAACAAUAACGGAAUGCAUAUAUGCUCAUACUGUGGAAAGACUAUGUUGCAUUCGUACUCAUCUUUUGAUAGAAAGGAUAUUUGAAAAUGUUGUGCUUAUAACUGAUCCAUCCACAAAUCAAGCAGAACUAGGUAUUAAUGUCUUUGAAGACUAUAUGCUUAGAUUAAGCAUUGAUUGGAAAACUGGAUAUUUUCUUCUAUCUCUAUCAUGUGACGAUCAAAUGGUGAAUGUCGACUUCUCUGACAUUCUCUUCCGUCUUAACAAUAUAGAUAUCAGGAAAGUCAAGUUUUCUCAAGUAAUCACAGAUGUUCUAGAGACUGCAAGAAAACGUACUAUCAUUUAUGCAUACAAAUCUGCAGCCCAAUUGUUAGAGUUGGAUGUAUUUCCAACAUUGUUUGAAGGUGGUUCAGGAACUUUGGACCAAACUGUCUACUUUGCGUUUCCCAACAUCAGUACGGCUUUUAUCCAAAUUAAGGCUGUUGAAUUUGCAUAUAUGAGAUCAAAGCCAUUAGUGUCAUGCCGAAUAAUUAUCGAAAGACAUCCAAAGCUAAUUGAUAUUUCUGUACCUUCAUCUCUCUUCUUGGACGUUUCUCUCAAUUCAGACGAAGAAGAAAAUGAAAAUAUUGGUGAACCUAAUUCCAAACGCGUGAAAAGAAUGAAAAGCGCCUCAUUUCAGAACACACUUGUAGCAUUUAGACAUAUUAAGCAAGUGAUUAAUUCCACCAAGCACAAGGUUUCUUUCAGCACCAUGUUGAGACAAGUUCAGGCCUCAUCCAAAUUCUCCUUUGAAUUAACAGAUCAAGAAUAUGAAAUGAUCAUUUUACCAAAUGAAAGUUGCGGCUUGAGCUAUUUUGACAUUGAUUACAUUUCACUUUCGGUGGACGUGGACAAUGCACAAUGGGUGGCAACAUGUUAUGAAAGAAAGCCACUUCCUGUGAUUAUUCCAUCAGACGUCGCUUCAAGCAAUUAUGUGAACGGUAGACUUACCUUCAAGUACAGCACUAUUAGAAACUCUAAGAAUGUUUUUGAUGAUCUUUAUCAAGAUUUGCUCUCUGUAGAUAAGAUGUAUCCCCUCGUAUUGCAGUUAAUUGAUCCUAACCCACAAUUUGCAGUGCUUCUUAAUCAAACGUGCAACAUUGAGUGGGCAUCCCACACUAAAAUUCGAUUAGAUUACGGAAAAUCUGGAUAUAAGGCCAUGAUCAAGUGGUCAGAGAAAAAAUUUAGAUUAGUUUUACAUCCAACCAACAGAUUUGAAUACGAGCUAGAUGAUUAUCUAAACAAAUCUGUUCGUAAUGAUCCAUAUGGAGAAUCAAUGUUCAAGUUGACACAACUUUUACUCAAAUUUGUUCUACCUCUGAAUAAGCUGAAACAGCUUUUAAGUGAUAGAAAUCCAACAGCUUGGUAUAUAAUUCCAAGAAGCGUCGCGGAAUUUAAAGUGAUUUAUCAACAAACAAUUUCUGACAAGGCUUACAAUAGAGAGUUCAUGGUUACAUGCAAUCCUACUAGCAUUAUUGAAAUUAAGGAAAUUCAAGUUCAUGACACUACUAGAGAAUUAUUCCAAUUAACAACACAAUCGUAUGGUGAUGAUCUUGAUCAAGCAAUAUUCAAGUUGAAGAGAUAUGUUGUUUUACCAAAGGUCCUUGAAAAUAUGAAAGCUACUAUUGAAUUUCAACAUCACCAGGCUCCACACUAUAAUUACACUCUUGACUGCAAGGAUUAUGAGCUCAAGAUCAGCAAAAUAACCUCAAAAUCAGGUUCAGUUCUUAACGAAGCUGAAGAAGAGUUUUUAAAAGAUGCCUUUUCAAAAUGUUAUCUCAACGCUGCAAUUUACAGUGGAGUUCAUUUGUUAGGAUCAUUUUACUCUAAUUCCUUUAUUCAGAUUUUAUUCUCACCACCAGCUUUAUUGAAAGAUUUUGUUCAAACAUGGCAGGCAUUGAAGGACAGGAUUGAUUUUGUGUUUUUCGUACCAUACCCUUUUCACGCUUUUAGUACAAGCCAUUUGCAUGAUGAUAGCAAGUCCUAUGGUGAAUUGCGUGUUCCAAAAGUGUUUGCCAAUGCUGUCGCUUCCAGUGAUAGACUGGUCGAAAAAGAGAGCGGUACUAUACGUUUCUUUGUGAGAGUCUAUAUCCAAGAUGACUACAUUGAUUUGCCAAUCCUACUUUCCCAAACUUCUGAACCUGUCAAAUUCUUGUUUGGCAGUCCUGCUGCUGUACAUAUUUCUGCUGGAUCUAGCAUAAUUGAACAAUCAAAGCACUUUGUAUCUCCAGGCUCUUCUAUAGAUAAUCCAUUAUUUCGAUUAUUAACUUAUGUAUUAGACAACUGCACCAUCCAACAACUCAUGGACAUGCAACCUUGA
Molecule: messenger RNA, 3567 nt
Organism: Naegleria lovaniensis
Lineage: Eukaryota; Heterolobosea; Eutetramitea; Acrasida; Naegleriidae
Exons: 2
Coding region: 1-3567 (1188 amino acids)
Biological process (GO): regulation of transcription by RNA polymerase II
Cellular component (GO): core mediator complex; mediator complex
Molecular function (GO): transcription coregulator activity
Source: RefSeq, a predicted model, not a curated record